This is a messenger RNA of Varanus komodoensis (Komodo dragon), 1169 nucleotides long. RefSeq names its product HUS1 checkpoint clamp component (gene HUS1). The record is from RefSeq and is a predicted model, not a curated record. The transcript is spliced from 8 exons. Lineage: Eukaryota; Metazoa; Chordata; Lepidosauria; Squamata; Varanidae. Gene Ontology annotation, cellular component: site of double-strand break; nucleolus; checkpoint clamp complex. Bases 63 to 917 code for a protein of 284 amino acids. Gene Ontology annotation, biological process: telomere maintenance; nucleotide-excision repair; mitotic intra-S DNA damage checkpoint signaling.
CUCGAGGCGAAGCGGGGAGGAAGCAUGGCGCUGGCAGGUUUGUUGUCGGUGUAGUUUCUGCCAUGCGAUUCAGAGCGAAGAUUGUGGACAUCGGAUGUCUCAAUCAUUUUACUCGUGUGAUAAAUACAAUUGCCAAACUAGCCAAGACCUGUACCCUUCGCCUCACAGUGGACAAGCUUUACUUUAUCCUCAGUGACAAAGUGGCCAAUGGAGGUGUUAGCAUGUGGUGCGAGCUCAGCCAGGGGAACUUCUUUGAUGAGUUCCAGAUGGAAGGAGUCACUGCAGAAAGCAAUGAAAUCUAUUUGGAGCUGAUCUCUGAAAACUUCUCCAGAGCUUUAAAAACAGCACAGAAUGCCAAAGCUGUGAAAAUCAAGUUGACAAAUAAACUGUGCCCCUGCCUCACUGUAGCUGUGGAACUGCCAUCCUUGUCAAGCAGUAGCCGCAUUGUAACUCAUGACAUUCCUGUGGGCGUUAUCCCAAGAAAGCUGUGGAAUGACUUCAGAGAGCCCAGUGUGCCAGAUUUUGAUGUCAGCAUUUAUCUACCUGUGCUGAAGACCAUGAAGAGUGUCGUGGAGAGGAUGAAAAACCUCAGCAAUUCUAUCGUAAUAGAAGCAAAUCUCAAUGGAGAAAUGAACUUGAAAAUAGAAACUGAUCUUGUGUGUGUUACAACUCACUUUAAAGAUCUUGGGAAUCCUCCCUGGAUGUCCAAGGAUGGCUCUCAGAACUCCACUCAAGAAAGGGACCCUGAAAGCAUGGCUGAGGCCUGCAUCGACAUUAAGAAACUCCUCCAGUUUCUCGCUGGGCAGCAAGUGAAUCCUACAAAAGCCCUGUGUAAUAUGGUAAGCAAGCGGAUCGUUCACUUCGUCUUGCUCCAUGAUGAUGUUUCCCUUCAGUAUUUCAUUCCAGCCCUUGUAUGAAUCGAAUCGUCACCUCCACCCCGCUCAGUUAUUCUCCCUGCCAACAUGUUUUCUCAAGAUAAUGAAACAGAUACGAAAAUGAAGGAGAAGGAUUUGGUUACAAUUUUAUUAAUCCACUUUAUAACCCAUUUUUGAAUACAGAAAUGUAUAUAUUUAUUACCACCUUAUUUUAUGGUGAAUAGAAUUUAAGUUAAAAUCUUUAUGUUUUUGGACUAUAUAUUUUAUUAAAGAAAUAAUCUCUUGGCUUUUUAA